UUCAUUCCAAACGGAUGUGCUUGCUUGACUCUCUCUAAAAAAAAAUAAACCAUGGGUCUUAAAUGUUGGGAACGAUUAACACAAGCUGAUAAUAUUUAUCAGUCAAUAAAACCUUUGGUUUAUAUAUCUUUAAUCGGUUUGGCACCUUUUCGAAUGCAUUCGGCUAGGGAAGUACAAACUUCGGCACCGGGCCUAUUCGUGAGUGUCGGGCAUUUUCUUUUCUAUGCCCUGUGUUUGGGAUUAUCUUUGAUUGAAGGCGAUUCUAUAAUUGGAUAUUUUUUUAAAACCACAAUCACUGAGUUAAGUGAUAUAACACUAAUGAUGGCUGGAGUUAUUGCUAUGCUGAGUAUUUUUGGAUUUGCAAUAUUUAAAAGAAGUCGUCUUAUUCAAAUAAUUCAGAAGAACAUUAUUGUGGAUGAAAUAUUCGUGAAAUUGGGACUUAAAUUGGAUUAUCGAAGGAUUUUAUGCUUUUCAUUUAUCAUAUCGGUGAUGAUGAUGACAUUCAAUUUGGGAUAUUUAAUUAUAAGUUAUUUGUUGUUGUUGUCAGCAUGUAUCAAGCCAUCGUUUGUGGUGUUUACAACGUUUGCUUUACCUCAUAUCAAUACGACAAUUAUGGUAUUCAAAUUUAUGUGCACAACACAUUUGGUUAAAAGCCGGUUCAUUAUGUUGAAUGAAAUAUUGAAAGAUAUGCUCGAUCAUGCAACAGAAGUAUAUAACCAACCCGAACAGUCACCCUUUCAUUUGGUGCCAUCUUCUGCUAAAAUAACACCAUCCAUAUGUUGUGUUAAAAAUUCAUUGAUACAUCGAAAUCCCACACAAACUCUGAAAGAAAUAACAAACAUUCAUAAUCUUCUAUGUGACAUCUGCCUCAUAAUCGAGGAGUACUUUACAUAUCCUUUGGUAGCAAUAGUUGGUAUAUCAUUUAUGUUCAUACUUUUUGAUGACUAUUACAUCUUGGAGGUAUUGCUUAAUCCAAAUCGUUUGGAAUAUUUCGAAGCUCAUGAGUUCUUUGCAUUCUUUCUCAUUCAAAUGGUAUGGUAUGUAAUCAUCAUUUUGGCAAUAGUUGAAGGAAGUAGCAGUACUAUUAAAGAGAGUGAAAAAAGUGCAGUAUUGGUUUCAAAACUUUUAAACACAACAGAAGAUCUAAAUUUACGUGAACGACUUAUUAGACUAUCGAUGCAGUUGGCUCAUAGAAAAGUUUGUUUCACAGGAGCUGGAUUAUUCAAAUUAGAUCGGACAUUAAUAUUUACAAUAUCAGGAACUGCUACUUGUUACCUUAUUAUUCUUAUACAAUUCCGCUCGACAACAGUUUUUCACGAGGAUUCUAAAAAGGCUGGAAAUUGUAGUGCAAAUUAUAUUUAAUAUUUUAAAUAAGAAUAUUAUUAAUCUGAGAUUUAUCUAUUACAAAUAUCUACCAUAAACUAAUACAUUGUUGUAAAAUUUCCUAAUUAUAUGCAUUUUUUGUAAAAUUAUAAUUG
Episyrphus balteatus (marmalade hoverfly) is the source of this 1478-nucleotide messenger RNA. It is a transcript of the gene Gr28a, whose product is annotated as putative gustatory receptor 28a. The transcript has 4 exons. The record is from RefSeq and is a predicted model, not a curated record. Bases 52 to 1362 code for a protein of 436 amino acids. NCBI's taxonomy places the organism in Eukaryota, Metazoa, Arthropoda, Insecta, Diptera, Syrphidae. Gene Ontology annotation, biological process: sensory perception of taste. Gene Ontology annotation, cellular component: dendrite; membrane; axon.